Messenger RNA from Abrus precatorius (Indian licorice), 2554 nucleotides. Its product is annotated as outer envelope protein 61. The transcript has 11 exons. NCBI's taxonomy places the organism in Eukaryota, Viridiplantae, Streptophyta, Magnoliopsida, Fabales, Fabaceae. The record is from RefSeq and is a predicted model, not a curated record. Gene Ontology annotation, molecular function: protein binding. The coding region runs from base 344 to 2092 and encodes 582 amino acids.
AUAUUCGACUCUUGUUUGUUUGGGUUCUCUCUCUUCUGGUCCAUUGCUUAUUAAUAUUCUCCUUUUCCAGGUUUGGUAGGCGGCACCUCCAAAUCGGACUCUUCCUUUGUUCUUCUUAUUCUUUUUUUCCAAUUCCCUAUUCCUCAAUUUAUCCAACACCUUCUCCUCAAGUUUCCCGAAACACACAUAACUAAAAUACGUUCCUUAACAUCUGCCACUCUGGUCCGUUAAGAAAGGAAAAGUCCACGCACCCUUUUUCCCUCCCAUCACCCAUCAUUGAAAAUCACCCCAAGUUUCGUUUUUGAUCUUCUGUGGUUGCUUCGAUUUCAAUUGGGUAUUGAGAAUGUUUAACGGUAUGAUGGAUCCCGAGUUGAUCAGGAUCGCUCAGGAACAGAUGAGUCGCAUGUCACCCGCCGAGUUGGCUCGGAUCCAACAACAGAUGAUGUCUAAUCCGGAGCUGAUGAGGAUGGCCUCGGAGAGCAUGAAUAACAUGAGUGCUGAAGACUUUAAACAUGCUGCUGAACAGUUAAAGCAUACACGUCCCGAAGAAAUGGCGGAUAUUGGUGAGAAGAUGGCCAAUGCAACACCUGAUGAAGUAGCAGCAAUGCGUGCCCGUGUUGAUACCCAGAUCAAAUAUCAAUUAAGUGCGGCUGAGACGUUGAAGAAGCAGGGAAAUGAAUUUCAUAAUCAAGGAAAAUUCAGUGAUGCUCUGAAGAAGUACAUGCUUGCUAAGGAAAACAUUAAAGACAUUCCAUCUUUCCAAAGUAGAAAGCUUCUCUUGGCAUGCUCUCUCAACUUGAUGUCCUGUUACUUGAAGACAAGGCAGUUUGAUGAAUGCAUAAAAGAAGGUUCUGAGGUUUUGGCAUAUGAUGCAAAGAACCUUAAGGCUCUUUAUCGAAGAGGUCAAGCAUAUAAGGAACUAGGUCUACUAAGAGAUGCUGUUACUGAUUUAAGUAAGGCACUUGAAGUGUCCCCUGAUGAUGAUACAAUUGCAGAGCUUUUAAGGGACACCAAGGAACAGUUGGCAAAGGAAGGUGGUGACUGUGCACCUGGAAGGCUGGUAAUUGAAGAAAUAACUGAUGAAGUUGAGGCUGUACCUUCUGGAAACAACAGAAGCCCUUUGGAACAAUCAGUGGUUCAACCAAAAAAAUAUGGUGACUCCUCUGAGAGUAGCAGUACUACUAACAAUGGAAAUAAAAAAACAAAUGCAGACAGUUUAGAUUCAUUGAAAAAAGAUCCAGAAGCUGUCAGAUCAUUCCAAAACUUCAUGUCAAAUGCUGAUCCUGCCACACUGGCUUCUUUGAACACUGGACAAUUCAAAGAUAUAUCUCCAGAUAUGAUUAGAACAACCUCAGACAUGAUUGGUAAGAUGUCACCUGAGGAACUUCAAAAAGUGCUUGACAUGGCUUCUUCAUUUCAAGGGGACAAUCCAUUAUUUAGAGGAGGUUCCCCUGCUUCUCCUUUGAACGCUGGAUCAAUUCCUCCCAAUGUGACACCUGACAUGUUUAAAGCUGCGAGUGAUAUGAUAAGUAAAAUGCCUUCAGAUGACCUAAAGAAGAUGUUUGAAAUGGCAUCCUCACUGAGAGGGAAAGAAUCUAUGCCAUUGUCUGUAGACGAGAUUGAAAGAAAUGUUUCCCAUUCAAACUUCCCAUCAUCAAGUACUAAUGCUUUUGGGGAAUCAAGUGCUCCACGUAAUGCAUUUUCAAAUAUGAGAAAUUCUUCUCAAUCAAACUUCCCUUCCUCAAGUACUGAUCUACAAGAACAGAUGAGAAACCAGAUGAAAGAUCCGGCUAUGCGACAGAUGUUCACGUCAAUGAUUAAAAAUAUGAGCCCAGAGAUGAUGGCAAACAUGGGUGAGCAAUUUGGUGUCAAGCUUUCGCCAGAAGACGCAGCAAAAGCUCACAAAGCCAUGUCAUCCUUAUCACCAGAGAGCUUGGAUAAAAUGAUGCUUUGGGCAGACAGGAUUCAAAGAGGAGUUGAAUCUGCACGAAAGACGAAGAACUGGCUGCUAGGGAAACCGGGCAUGAUCUUUGCGAUAUGCAUGCUCAUUUUGGCUGUCAUUCUCCACCGGUUGGGCUUCAUUGGUGGCUAGAAUAAGGGGCAGGCAUUAUAUGAGACUCCUGAAAGGUUCAACCUUCAAACUCAGGCAUAGCCUUCUUUUUGUGGUUAGAUGAUUGAAUGUGUUGUCUCAGCAAAGUAACUAUGAAGAGAGGAGGGGACAUACCAUUGGUUAUUUGGAAAGCAAUGCCAAAUUGGCAUCUCAUUAGAUAUGUAUGUCCAAAUUGAGGAGGAUGUGAUGGGCACUCUUUCUGUAAUAUAUUUGCUUUUGAGUUGUUUGCCAUUUAGCAUUGGCAGUGACCCUACCAUUCAAUUAAUCCAUUACUUUUUGUCAUUCUUAGGUCCUAUCUCCUAAACCUAGUGCUUCAAACAGUCAGCCACCUUGCUUCAAGGUUUGGGAAGAUUCUUUCUACGUAAUUUAUAAGAUUUUACAAAAUUCUAUUUUUUGUUUUCCUCACAUAUAUAAAGCUAUUAAUUUAAAGAUCUAAUUUUAACU